CGCUCCCCGCUCCUCAGUUCCGGUGGCGGCGGCGGCGGCAGCAGGCACUUCUGCAGAGCAGGGCUGAGUGUGAGCCAGGUCCUGGAGUCGGAGGGACUGCAGUGAAUCCUCUUUUCUUCCCUCCCUUCCUUGCUGCCAGUGUGGCAGGACGGGAUCUGCAGUGAGGUGCAGAGAGCUGCGGCGCAGCCCGGAGCUCCCGCUGUUCCCUGGAGAGCCAUCGACUUAGAGGGAUAAAAAAGGCUCUGAAUCAAUCCCAGGGCCGUGCUGCUGCCUGGAGACCACCAUGACAGACUCCAAGUACUUCACCACCACCAAGAAAGGGGAGAUAUUUGAGCUGAAGGCUGAGCUGAACAGUGACAAGAAGGAGAAGAAGAAGGAGGCUGUGAAGAAGGUGAUCGCCUCCAUGACUGUGGGCAAGGACGUCAGCGCUCUCUUCCCGGACGUGGUGAACUGCAUGCAGACAGACAACCUGGAGCUGAAGAAGCUGGUCUACCUCUACCUGAUGAACUAUGCCAAGAGCCAGCCAGACAUGGCCAUCAUGGCUGUGAACACCUUUGUGAAGGACUGUGAGGACCCGAACCCGCUGAUCCGGGCGCUGGCCGUGCGCACCAUGGGCUGCAUCCGCGUGGACAAGAUCACCGAGUACCUGUGCGAGCCCCUGCGCAAGUGCCUCAAGGACGAGGACCCCUACGUGCGCAAGACGGCCGCCGUCUGCGUGGCCAAGCUGCACGACAUCAACGCCCAGCUGGUGGAGGACCAGGGCUUCCUGGACACCCUCAAGGAUCUCAUCUCAGACUCCAACCCCAUGGUGGUGGCCAACGCGGUGGCGGCGCUGUCGGAAAUCGCGGAGUCCCAUCCCAGCAGCAACCUCCUGGACCUCAACCCCCAGUCCAUCAACAAGCUGCUCACAGCCCUCAACGAGUGCACUGAGUGGGGCCAGAUCUUCAUCCUGGACUGCCUGGCAAACUACAUGCCCAAGGAUGACCGGGAAGCACAGAGCAUCUGCGAGCGGGUGACACCGCGGCUGUCCCACGCCAACUCUGCCGUGGUGCUGUCGGCUGUCAAGGUGCUGAUGAAGUUCAUGGAGAUGCUGUCCAAGGACCUGGAUUAUUAUGGCACUCUCCUGAAGAAGCUGGCCCCACCACUGGUCACUCUGCUGUCUGCAGAGCCCGAGCUGCAGUACGUGGCCCUCCGCAACAUCAACCUCAUCGUGCAGAAGAGGCCCGAGAUCCUGAAGCACGAGAUGAAGGUGUUCUUUGUCAAGUACAACGACCCCAUCUACGUCAAACUGGAGAAACUGGACAUCAUGAUCCGCCUGGCCUCCCAGGCCAACAUAGCCCAGGAGGCAGUGGCAGGUUUGGGGUGGGAGGGGGGCUGUCCCUGUGUGACCCAGUCCCUCUGGCAGCAAUCUGCAGAGCGCUGUGUGAGCACCCUGCUGGACCUCAUCCAGACCAAGGUGAACUACGUGGUGCAGGAGGCCAUCGUGGUCAUCAAGGACAUCUUCCGCAAGUACCCCAACAAGUACGAGAGCGUGAUUGCCACGCUCUGUGAGAACCUGGACUCCCUGGACGAGCCCGAGGCCAGGGCUGCCAUGAUCUGGAUCGUGGGCGAAUACGCCGAGCGCAUCGACAACGCCGACGAGCUGCUGGAGAGCUUCCUGGAGGGCUUCCAUGAUGAGAGCACCCAGGUCCAGCUGCAGCUGCUGACAGCCAUCGUGAAGCUGUUCCUGAAGAAGCCCACGGAGACACAGGAGUUGGUGCAGCAGGUGCUGAGCUUGGCCACACAGGACUCGGACAACCCCGACCUGCGGGACCGCGGGUACAUCUACUGGCGCCUGCUCUCCACGGACCCGGUGGCCGCCAAGGAGGUGGUGCUGGCCGAGAAGCCGCUCAUCUCGGAGGAGACGGAUCUGAUCGAGCCCACGCUGCUGGACGAGCUCAUCUGCUACAUCGGCACCCUGGCCUCGGUGUACCACAAACCGCCCAGCGCCUUCGUGGAGGGCAGCAGGGGCGUCGUGCACAAGAGCCUGCCCCCGCGCAGCGACUCGGGUGAGAGUCCUGAGAGCCCGGACACAGCCCCGUCAGGAGGGCCAACAGGAGAUCAGCCCUCUGUCAUCCCCACCCAGGGGGACCUGCUGGGGGACCUGCUCAACCUGGACCUGGGUCCCCCCGUGAGCGGGCCCCCCAUGGCCACCUCCGCCGUGCAGAUGGGCGCCGUGGACCUCCUUGGGGGAGGCCUGGACAGGCUGAUGGGGGACGAGUCUGAAGGGCUGCGCAGCGAUGUGGGAGGCAGCCCUGCUAUGGGUGGCAGCAGUGGCAGCUUCACAGCAGCUCCCAGCACCACAGCACCCACAAACAUGGGGGCACCCCUCGGCAGCGGCCUGGGCGACCUCUUCGACCUCACGGGUGGCGUGGGGACCCUCUCAGGAUCCUACGUGGCCCCCAAAACGGUGUGGCUCCCUGCCAUGAAAGCCAAGGGGCUGGAGAUCUCUGGCACCUUCAGCCGCCAGGUGGGCUCCAUCUCCAUGGACCUGGUGCUGACCAACAAAGCCCUGCAGGUCAUGUCUGACUUUGCCAUCCAGUUCAACCGCAACAGCUUCGGCCUGGCCCCAGCAGCUCCUCUGCAGGUUCAUGCACCUCUGGCUCCCAACCAGUCCGUGGAGAUCUCCCUGCCUCUCAACACCGUGGGCUCUGUCAUGAAGAUGGAGCCCCUCAACAACCUCCAGGUGGCAGUGAAGAACAACAUUGACGUCUUCUACUUCAGCACCCUGUACCCCCUGCACAUCCUGUUCGUGGAGGACGGCAAGAUGGAGAGACAGACGUUCCUGGCCACCUGGAAGGACAUUCCCAACGAGAACGAGACCCAGUUCCAGAUCAAAGACUGUUCCCUCAACGCAGAUGCUGUGAGCAGCAAACUCCAAGGCAGCAACAUCUUCACCAUUGCCAAGAGGAACGUGGAGGGCCAGGACAUGCUCUACCAGUCCCUGAAGCUCACCAACGGCAUCUGGGUGCUGGCAGAGCUGCGGAUCCAGCCCAGCAACCCCAGCUUCACGUUAUCCCUGAAAUGCCGAGCACCAGAGGUGUCCCAGUACAUCUACCAAGCCUAUGAGACCAUCCUGAAGAACUGAGGUGCUGCUGCAGCCCCUCUUCCUCCUCAUCCUCCUCCUCCUCCCGUCCCUUUCCCGCCCGAGGGAGCAGGGCUGGAUCCGUGUGCAUGUCCCUUUCCCCCCUGCCCAGGACCCAGCCCCUGGGCUUCUCCCUGUCCUGGGGGAGCAGAGGGGGCAGGGGGCUGUCCCCAGUCCUGCAUCCCUGCAGCAAUCCAUGUGUGAGUGAUGCCCUGUGCUCCUCCUGGUGCUGCUCCCUCCACAUCCCAGAAACCCCAGCUCCUGCUCCUGGCUCUCAUGGAGUGCUGGCUGGUGGUGGGUUCAGCAUUCCAAACCCUGGGAAUAGCUGCUGGGGGGCCCAGAGUGCUGUGGGAUUGGCUGCAGAUCCCCCUGGAGCCCUGGGAUUUGGGGCUGGAGCAGGUGGGAAGCAGCUUUGGCUCUCCCUGGUUCAGCAGAGCUGUGGGUGAGCCCUUCCCAGAGGAUCUCCUCCCCAUGGGAGCCCUUCCCAAAGCUCCCAGAAGGGCUUGAGGAUCCCACAUUUGAGGCUGUACUUAAGGUGCAGGUUCAAAAGGGCUUCUCCAGCCCCUGCCACGGGGCCAGGAGGGCUCUGAGUGUCCCCUGUCCCCCAGCCCAGCCCCACGGCUCCCUCUGCUCCCCCCUGGGUGCUCCCCUGGGGCUCCCACUGCUCCUGUCCCCCCCAAAUCAAGCCAUGGGUCCCCCCCUCCCUGGAAGCAGGAAAUCUCUAAUAUAUGAAAGAUAAAUAUAUUGUAAUGUUCACUG
This is a messenger RNA of Zonotrichia leucophrys gambelii, 3883 nucleotides long. It is a transcript of the gene AP1B1, whose product is annotated as adaptor related protein complex 1 subunit beta 1. Gene Ontology annotation, molecular function: clathrin binding. Bases 284 to 3127 code for a protein of 947 amino acids. NCBI's taxonomy places the organism in Eukaryota, Metazoa, Chordata, Aves, Passeriformes, Passerellidae. Gene Ontology annotation, biological process: vesicle-mediated transport; intracellular protein transport. The record is from RefSeq and is a predicted model, not a curated record. Gene Ontology annotation, cellular component: clathrin adaptor complex; membrane coat. The transcript has 23 exons.